Molecule: messenger RNA, 2229 nt
Organism: Drosophila ficusphila
Lineage: Eukaryota; Metazoa; Arthropoda; Insecta; Diptera; Drosophilidae
Source: RefSeq, a predicted model, not a curated record
UUCACUUCACUUAGAAAUAUAUACAUAACACAUACACCCUUUAUUCGAUCGACAAAAUUUCCUUUUCGGCAGCAUAGAUAAAAACUGUUGUAAAUUAACGUAUCUGUACCGUGUUCUUCUGUAGGGUUAUUGGUCUGCCAAUUUCCCGCUUUUCCUCCAGACCGAAUCAAUCGUAUCACAAGUCAACCGCAGAGAAGCCCAAAAAAAAAAGCCGAUACCAUAAAACGAAAGAAUAAAGAAGGAAGCCAUCAUAAAGCCCCGAGCCGAAAUUAACAAAGCGCCGUCCAGUUGAACACAAGAUCACCCAAAAAAAUAUCUCGUCGAAUCACCACGCUUCUGAGAAACAAUAAAUUGUACAAUUUAAAACUGGCAGAGGACGAGCAAUGGAGGAUUUGCAUUUGAAACUCGGCGAGUUGCCCCAAAGCACGCUGGCCGCGUGUCACAGCUUAUUAUUGGGAGCCCAGCAGCCGCACCACCACCACCACCUGAACCACCUUCAGUUGAACCAGCAGCUCAGCCAGUUGAACCAACUGAGCCAACUGACCCAGCUGCACCACCGCCUGCAGCAGCAGCUGAAUCUCUCCUCGGGACUGAAUCUCAAUCUGGGGUUUGUGCCGAAGUUGGCGGCGGGUGGCAGCCAUCAGAUGCAGCACCUGUCCCACCGCAUGCAAAUGGGACUGGGACUGGAUCUGGAUUUGGAUCUGUCGAUGAACCUGGACCUCAAUCUGAAUCUGGAGGGCAGCAGCAGCAAUGCCAGCAAUGCGAGCAGCGCGUCCAAGGUCAACGAACUGCGGCAAGGACAUGGAUCUGGAAUGGGAUCUGGGUUGAAUGGGCUCAAGGGAGCCCAGCCCCAAGUCCACUAUGCCCAUGACCCUGCCCAGGAUAAUGGUGACUCGCUGAGCGUCAGGGGUCGCUGUGGCAGCCCCAAGAACAAGGAAUCGGAGGCCAAAACUGAGGGGGACUCGCUCGCCGCGUCGAACGACAACGACAAAUCCUUGCCGGGAGGAAGCGACAAGGAGAUCGCUGUCAAGCUUUCGGCUUCCACUCUACUAAAGGCGGCCAACUCGAAGCUGAAUGCCUUUGCCACGCCCUACACGAUGCGCAGCAAGGGCCAGAUCCUCGACAGUGAGGCACCCGUGUCGAAGUCCAGUCACUCCGAGGAUUUCCGUGUGAAUGCUAGAGCUGCCGAGUUCAAGCCGUCGUUGCUGAGUGUCGGUGGUUUACUGAAUCUGCCGGGGGUGUGCGAAACCCUGCUUCCGGUGGCUUCGCAGCCGCUCCUGCCGACACCGUACCCACUCAACCACCUGCUGCUCGACCAGGCUCAUCAGUCGGUGCAGCGUUCUGGCGUUAAGCAAAACAGCCGCUGGCGAAAGCAGCCGCUGCCGGAUUUGUUGAGCGCCGUUCUGGAACUGGUGAAGGAACUGUCGCGAUCCGUCAGCUAUCCGGAGAUCAUCAACGUUCUGGCGUUGCGACUGCGUCGACCGGAGGUGGAAUUGAAGCGCCACAUGCCGCACAUACUGCACGACGCCGUGAUCAAUGGCUACCUGAAGAAGGAGGGCAAUCGGUAUACGCUCGUCUCCGAGGCGGAGCAGAAGGAGAUCAUGCGGCGCAACCAGGAGGCGGCCAAGCGGGCCAAGGAGCUGGAGAAGGAGCCGUUGUCCUGGCGCAAGCGCUAGUCCCUCUACAAACAGUUUUUAUUGGACAGGAUGCGGAUACCCGUGCAUCAACAUUCUACAUCCUGCAUUUGCAUUCCGCAUUCAGCAUUCAGCAAUCAGCAAUCCGCAUCCUGCAUCUGCAUCCUGCACUCGCACAAUUAUCACAUUUUGCAUCUUUGGCUUCAUAACCUUUUUAUAAUUGAGCUAAGCACAGCACUCGCGGCUGGAGGAGGAGCACUGUGGUCCUGUGAGCCUGUGAGUGACACGAAACCCGAGAGCCCCGAGUCCUGUGCCGCCUGCGACGAGCCCUGCAAUAAUAGUUUUACUUAACGUGAACGACCCGUGCCAUCUUCGAAUAUUGCGUGAACGAUACGUGAUCCGUGAUUCGAGUUCUGAGAUCCAUCGACCCAAUGGGGCCGGCCUUUUGCCGAGCUGCUGCCUUCAGAGGAUAUUUCGUUGCCUGCUGUUCCCUUUUGCGUUUCAAAACAAAAUGACACACGGAAUCGAGUGUUCCUGGUUAAGCGCUUUAUAUUUGCAUGCUAUUCGGGUAAAUAAAAUUGUAGUUAUUUCUUAA